UAACCUGUUCACAUCUGACAUCUAAACCCAAUACUGUUACCUGGGUCACCAUUUGAACAUUUCCCAGAAGGACUAUAUAUCUGGAAGUUUGGAUUACUACUGCUGAUAGUGGAUUCUCGUCUCCAGGCAGCCAAUCAGGAAGAUGUAGAGUCACAGAUCAGAGAUCAACCAUCAGAGUCAGAAGUCCACAGCUCUCCAACAGCAAAAGAGGAGCAACAGAUACAUAAUGACACAAGUGACAUUGGAAUGAUACUCCACAGAAAAGAGUUAGUAUCUGGAUGAAUAGGCAAGAGCUUGGCGUAUACAGCUGAACUCUGUUGCUAUCCACACUCCCGAAGCUGCUGGCAGCUCCUCAGGGCAGGACUUCAGUUGAGGGGCAGAAGUCCCACUUUCAACUUUGGUGUGUUAAGGUUGCAGUUUGGACUUCUUCUGGGUGUGCUGGCUUUUGCCGAUUUCCCUUUUGGAGGAUAGAACAGUCCUCUUUGGAUUCUGGCUUUCAUUUCUGGAGAAGAUCUAACAUGUUAAGAAGAUUGUUUGGCAAGGUGCUGGGAUUCACAGGCUUUACCAUUCAGUAUGGCUGUAUUGCCCACUGUACCUUUGAAUACCUAGGAGAAAUUGUCAUGUGUUCCGGUCCUUCCAUGGAGCCUACAAUUAAGACCUAUGAUAUAAUCAUCUCUGAGAAACUCAGUCGACAGUUUUAUCGCAUUGAAAAAGGUGAUGUGAUAAUUGCUAAAAGUCCCAAUAAUCCCAAAAUGAAUAUUUGCAAACGAGUGAUUGGUCUAGAAGGCGACAAAGUAUGCACAAGUGGUCCACUAGAUGCCUUUAAGACCCAUAGAUAUGUACCAAAAGGUUAUGUUUGGUUAGAAGGUGACAAUCUACAAAAUUCCACUGAUUCCAGGAAUUACGGACCUAUUCCUUAUGCCUUGAUUCGUGGUCGAGCAUGCUUUAAGAUUUGGCCACUGCACGAAUUUGGUUUCCUGAAAGAAAGCCCUAACAGCACUUCUCCACGAUGAAUUAAGUAGACGGCAAUGAUUUAUUUCUUAGUCAAACAGAUAUUUAAAUGAAAACCAACUUCAAACGAGAUGUUUUCCAAUAAGAGACUUUUUAAGCACUGGAUAAAGUGGUGGUGAUUUUUGACACAAUAUGCUGUAAUCAGAACUGUUUGCAAUAAUAAAGAUAAAGAAAUGCUACAAGAAGAGAACAAGGUGCAUAAAAAGUGUUGGAGAAGCUGAGGAUCAACGAUUAACAGGGAAACCGCUUUGGUACUGUAUACUUUUAUCCCCAUAUUUGCAUGACAAAAGUGAAAUCAAGAACAAUAGGCAAUUGGUAAUUUGCCCUACAAAAUGUACAGGUAAAAUCAACUACAAUGCUCUGGCAUUGUAGUUCUAAACAAAGACAUUAGUGAACCAGUUGGGGCUUUAUGACAGUUACAGUUUUAUAUUCAUUUUUGAUACAAAUACCUUUUUAUUUACAGUUUUUUAAAAAAAAAAUUGAAUUCAAAUUUUCAACCCCUUGAGAUAGGGCUUAAAUUCCUAUUUUCUGAGUUACUACCACAGGCCUGUGGCCUACUUAUCCAGUAACAGAAUGGCGUAAUUGUCCCAUUUGUAAAAGUUGCAUAUGCUGCUAUUGGCUGAGAUUUCAGGAAAUCACAGGUGAAAAAUGUAAUGUUUAUAUUGAACUUUACUGGUGCUGGAAAAUUCCUAAACCUUAAUGCCUGACCAGAAAAGUGUAUUUUCAUUUCACAUUCUGCAUAUUUUGGACAGAUUGAGGGAUUAGGGUGCCUUCUCCAAUUUUCCUAUCAUUUUUACACUGAAUGUUUACCACAAUUCAAAAUUCCUGCCUUCAGCUUUUUUAAGAUUUGAUUUCUUCAAU
Messenger RNA from Chiloscyllium plagiosum (whitespotted bambooshark), 1872 nucleotides. The record is from RefSeq and is a predicted model, not a curated record. NCBI's taxonomy places the organism in Eukaryota, Metazoa, Chordata, Chondrichthyes, Orectolobiformes, Hemiscylliidae.